GUGUGGGACUCUUAAAAACUUGGUGUUUCACACAGAUGGGCGUGGUUUUCUGGACAGUCUCAGCCCAUGCUCUGGGUGCAUGUUCAUGAAUUUCCCACGAUGGAGGGUCAGAUAUUCUAGCUUUGUACAGAUAUUGAACGUUACUACUUUUAAUUAGCACAAUCUAGGCAUGCGCAACUAUGACAGUUACGGCUGUCAUAGCACGGCCCCACAGCUGUUCUGUGUGACGCAGGACGUAAAGCACCGACGCCGCGUGAAAUACCAAGUUUUCUGGCAAUCUGCGAGCAUGGUGACCGCUCCGACUGUACACAGAGCCGGCUGAGGACAAGCGAAGAUGAACCAAUGUGUAGUUGUUACACUGUACAGCGGAGUAAGUGCAACCUCAACCAGGUUUAUAGUUGUAUUCACGCUCAGUUGUUUAUUCCGCAGAUAUUCAUGUUGUAUUUAACAGCUACAGCUGUCAUUUUGUCAGGUUUCACCCGCUUUGAAUUCACUGGAGGGGAUCUCAGGACAUAGCUUUUACUUUUAGUGUAUUGUCGCAUGAUCUGAGGUCAUGGCUCUGCAAAUGCCUUCUGUUGGACUUCUGCUUAUGCACAGACUGCUGAGAAUUAACAUAUCCAGCCAAAGAUGUGUCAGUAACAGGUGCAAACUCGUAAAACUCCGUAAAGGUAGGAGUCAGAUCAGAAGUUUUUCAACUGGCUCUGCGAAAUGUAACGAGGAUGAGAGAGACAGCUCGGACUCUUUACCCCUGAGCACCACACUGACCUCCAAGGGAGCACUGCUGUCCAGAAGGAGGCGACCCCUGUCCCCCCUGGAGAGGAUCAGUGGCCUGCUGCCCCGGGAUGCCCUGAGCCCCGAGGUGAUGCAGCUCAGGGAGCAGAACCAGCAAGACUCCUCAGAAGACACAAGCAUCCAGGUAUCAACUACACAAUGCACACAGGAGGAAAGUGGGCAAGGGCCAGCCCUUCUAGAGGAUGAUUCAGAGGACAGUCAUGCACCGGAUGCAGAUGUGGAGCCAGCCGCUUCAGAAAACCCUGCAUGUCAUGAGGAAAAACGUUUGAUGUGGCCCACUCUUCCUGGGGAGAGCCUGCUUGCGUUCGGGGAGCUGCUUGUCGCUGAGUCUCACAAAGGGGGGCGGGCGGAGUUCAGGAAGAUGUUCCAGCUUCGGACAGGGGCACGUCUGCAGAGCAACUUGGGGAUCAUCCUGCACGACGACAUAGCCGGGCAGCCCGCAGGUCGGAUGCUGAAGACAAGCCAGGGUACUCCCUUCCUCAUACAUCGGGCCAGUCUGGAGGAUUAUGCCCUGUUCAUGAAGAGGGGGCCAGCCAUCUCCUACCCAAAGGAUGCAGCUGCUAUGCUUCUGAUGAUGGAUGUCACAGAGGGAGACUGCGUGUUGGAGUCAGGCUCGGGGUCCGGGGCCAUGUCCCUGUUCCUGUCCAGAGCAGUCGGCUCUAAAGGCAGCGUGCUGAGUGUGGAGAUCAGGGAGGACCACCACAGGAGGGCUGUGCAGAACUACAGGUGCUGGAGGACCUCGUGGAGUGUGCGACAAGGGGAGGAGUGGCCUGACAACGUCCAGUUUCACAAGGCUGACCUCUGCACGGCUUCCCCGCUGCUCGCUGGUCAGGCUUUCCAUGCGGUUGCUCUUGACCUUCUCAGCCCUCACCUGGCUUUACCCACUGUUGUUCCACAUCUGCACCCCGGAGCUGUAUGCGCUGUCUACCUCGCCAAUAUAACACAGGUCAUCGACAUGCUGGAAGGGGUUCGAUGUUUGCAGCUCCCGUUGUUGUGUGAACGCAUCGUCGAGAUUCCAGUCCGAGAUUGGUUGGUGACUCCGGCCCUCCGGAAGGACGGCAGUUACUGCGUCAGGAAAGCUCCGAUCCUGGAUGACACAUCGUCUGGGCCUGACAAAGAGGAGCUGGCCGCAGGGACAGUGCCAGCCUUUUCAAGUAUUCCCUACGUUGCCAGACCUCAUCCUUUACAAAUGAGCCACACAGCAUUCCUGGUGAAACUGAGGAAGUUUGUGCAGUAGCUGUUCUACCUGAAGGACAAAUUGAUUGUUACAUAUCAGCCAAAAUAUCUCCUUCCUGCACAUCAUUUGAAAAAUAAAUGAGCUCAACAUGUUGA
This is a messenger RNA of Chelmon rostratus (copperband butterflyfish), 2124 nucleotides long. It is a transcript of the gene trmt61b, whose product is annotated as tRNA methyltransferase 61B. The record is from RefSeq and is a predicted model, not a curated record. Gene Ontology annotation, biological process: tRNA methylation. NCBI's taxonomy places the organism in Eukaryota, Metazoa, Chordata, Actinopteri, Chaetodontiformes, Chaetodontidae. Gene Ontology annotation, cellular component: tRNA (m1A) methyltransferase complex. The coding region runs from base 554 to 2029 and encodes 491 amino acids. The transcript has 7 exons.